Messenger RNA from Tripterygium wilfordii, 3583 nucleotides. Its product is annotated as cysteine--tRNA ligase 2, cytoplasmic-like. The coding region runs from base 274 to 1845 and encodes 523 amino acids. Gene Ontology annotation, molecular function: cysteine-tRNA ligase activity; ATP binding. The transcript has 11 exons. The record is from RefSeq and is a predicted model, not a curated record. Gene Ontology annotation, cellular component: cytoplasm. Gene Ontology annotation, biological process: cysteinyl-tRNA aminoacylation. Lineage: Eukaryota; Viridiplantae; Streptophyta; Magnoliopsida; Celastrales; Celastraceae.
CACCAUUGCUUCUUCUCAACGCCAAUUGUUGUCCUAAUUGUCCUCCAAAACCCAAUCCUAAAGCACGGGGUCGGCUCACAUCCAUUCUACCCUAGUCAAAGGAUUUAGACUUGGACCUCGGUCGAGUAAUUACCACGGUUGCAAUACCCCGGCGUCGGUACGAGAUCGGAAAAGUCCCCAACGAUCAUCGACGACUCCGGUCAGAUUUACUACGUCUCAGGUUUCUGUUUGAGAGAGUGAGCAACGUGUAUGUGUCUUUGUCUAUAUUGAGAAAUGGCGACAAUAGAUGAAUAUGUUCUCAAGGUUUACAGCUCAAUGACACAACAGAAGGAGGUGUUUGAGCCUAAAGUAGCGGGAAAGGUGGGCAUGUAUGUCUGUGGUGUCACUGCCUAUGACCUCAGCCACCUUGGCCAUGCUCGAGCAGCCGUGUCCUUUGACAUUCUCUACAGAUAUCUCCUACACUUGGGCUAUGAAGUGACUUAUGUUCGGAAUUUCACAGAUAUUGAUGACAAGAUAAUCAAUCGAGCAAAAGAGCUUAAGGAAGAUCCAUUAGCAUUAAGUGACCGAUUUUGCGAUGAAUAUCUUGUCGACAUGGAUGACCUUCAUUGCCUCCAUCCUACACAUCAGCCACGUGUGACUGAACAUAUGGAACAAAUUAUAAAAAUGACAGACCAGAUUAUCAAAAAAGAUUUUGCUUACGUGGUUGAUGGAGAUGUAUUCUUUGCUGUUGAUAAAUCUCCAAAUUAUGGCCAGUUAUCUGGUCAGAGGCUUGAAAACAACAGAGCUGGAGAACGUGUCGCCGUUGACUCUAGGAAGCGCAAUCCUGCUGACUUUGCAUUGUGGAAGGCAGCAAAGCCUGGUGAGCCAAGUUGGCAAAGCCCUUGGGGUCCUGGAAGACCUGGUUGGCACAUUGAAUGCAGUGCAAUGAGUGCUUAUUAUUUGACCCACACCUUUGACAUUCAUGGUGGCGGAAUUGAUUUGAUUUUUCCGCAUCAUGAGAAUGAGAUAGCCCAGAGCGGUGCUGCUUGCCAGGAAAGCAAUGUGAGUUACUGGAUGCAUAAUGGUCAUGUCACAAAUAACAAUGAGAAAAUGUCAAAAUCAUUGGGUAACUUCUUUACAAUUCGUCAGAUUACUGAAAUGUACCAUCCCCUGGCUUUGAGAUACUUCUUGAUAAGUGUACACUAUCGUUCUCCUCUCAAUUACUCGGUUCUACAACUUGAAAGUGCAUCUGAGGCUGUUUUCUACAUUUAUCAGACUCUGCAAGAUUGCGAAGAUGGCUUAUUACCGUUUAAAGAAGAGUUGAAGGAGAGUGCGGAACAGAAGGGAAAAACGGCCAAGGCUAAUGAUGAUGCCCAAAAAAGCAUUAAUAAGCUACGGAAGGAGUUCCAGACUAAGAUGUCAGAUGAUUUGAACACUUCCCCUAUACUGACUGGUGCUUUUCAAGAUGCCUUGAAGUGCGUAAACAUCUGUUUAAAUAUGCUCAAGAAGAAGCUACAGAAGCAACAAAAAUCAGUGUAUAUUCAAUCCCUUAUUGAAUUAGAGAAGGAAGUGAAGGAAGUUCUGAAAAUUCUGGGAAUGCUGUCACCUUGCACCUAUGCUCAGGUUUUGAUGCAGUUUAAAGACAAGGCAUUGAAGAGGGCAGGGUUAGCAGAAGAAGAUGUAUCUCGCGCAAUAGAAGAGAGAGCUGUUGCUAGGAAAAAUAAAGAUUUUUCAAAGAGUGAUCAAAUUCGGGCUGAUUUGACUGUUCAGGGUAUUGCCCUCAUGGACCUUGGAAACGAAACAGUUUGGAGACCAUGUGUACCUGUUCAACAGGAUCAGGAGGAACCACAUGUAGCAGACAGCUGAUGAUAAUUAUCUGAACGUUUCACACAAAGGGCUAUGUUGCUGUGAUUAACUGGAGAACACAGACAGCGAGUGCACAAUGGUUUAUCUUCCAGUUGGUUGUCUCCAACAUAAUGCAAGUAGGUACGAAUGUAUAAAUACACACAUAUAUACAGCAAUAACUAGUAGUACAGGUGGUUCUAUAAAAUAAUUUAUAUGCUCCUGUAAACAUGCUCCAUCAUUCCAAUACUAAACUAUUUCAAGAAACUUGUUUGGAUUAUGUAAACCAAGAAAUGAAAAAACUAAUACGUAGAAAAUCUAAUUGGAUCAUGGUGACUAAGGACUCUGGACAUCCCUGGAAGGUGACCCCCACUAAUGAAAAAGUUUAAAUAGAGAAAUUAACAAUAGACCUAAUUGGCUAAAAGAGCAGGUGCAUGUCCACAUCAUAUAUAUAUAACAAGAAGCCAUGUGUCUUGGACCCAUGUAAAGCUCCGAUACUUGGAUUGUCCCACUACCUGAAUGCCCAAUCCCAGCUACUACAUAUUAUUGUGUUUUAGGGCAAAGUUGUGGGACUGAAUUUGAUUUUCUUUAUAGACUUCCUCCGCCUCACCAACCACUAAGAGUUGUGCUUUUCUUAUUGUUCCCCAGAUGUCAAAAAGGUCUUAAAGGAGAUAAAAAGAAAACUUGUUCCAAGGGCACAAGUUUCAGGUUCAUGAUCAUUAUGCUUGGCUAUGUACACCUUUUCUUUAUAUGGAUAUCCCAAUUCCCAACAUUUUUGGCCCCAAAGAAUGAACCCAAAAAUGACCAAUCCAUCUAUCUCUACUACUUGAGGACUCGUACUGUGUGUGUGACCAUAUAUAUCAUCAUUAAUUAGAGGCACCUAAAAGCACCGACCAAUUGGAGAUGAAAGAACUUCUCUUUCUGGUUUUAUAAGCUUCAUUUUGCACUUAACCAUUCAAGGGUGGCCAAGUUAGCUGGAGUUUAAUCCUUCUAGCUGAGAGAUCCAAGCUCAACGAUCUCCAUUUUAAACUCUAAACAUUCUGUAAUUUAUUAGAUACUUGACGAGAAUGAGCCAAUUCAUUCAAGUAUCCGAGAUUUAAAUGGGUCAAAGACCCAUGAUUACUCAUCAUAGAAGGUUUUUUUUUUUUUUCCAUUUUGCAUGCAACCUAUGAAAGGCACUAUUUUUAGUGGGUGCCUUCCACUUACCCUUUUGAAAACAUAUUUAAUCUUCUCUAAACACUAAAAUGAUGCACUAAUUAUCUUGUUUGGAUGGUUACACGUAAGUUAGCUAGCUUUAUGAUAUUCACAAGUCUCUAGGAGUUGUAAAAUCCACAUUCUUAUGAAGCUAGUCAUUGUUAUCUGAUGAGGAUUUAAAAAAGUAAGGACAUUUGCUUGUUGAAUUUGACCUUAUUAGUGUGUCUAAACUCUAAAUUGUAUUUUUGGCAAGUAAAAGUUGGACAAUUGUGAAUCACUAAACCCUAAACUCUAAUUUCCAAUUUUUCACUAUCAAUGGAUCAAAUCCAACAACUUAAAAGAAAAAGGUUAGCAAAUUUUAAAAAGUAAGUCGUAUUCAUAGGAGAAUUUAGAGAAUGUCGGGCAUGCAUAUGUGUAGGUGAAUUCCUAAUAUUUUAGUCCUGCAUGAGUUUGCUACUUUGCUCCCACUUUACAUAUCAUUUCAUGGUCAAGAUGUUGAGGCUCACAAGAAGUCCCAACAAACCAUAUUGGUAUGGUGGGUAGGAGUUUUAGAGACUAGAAUAUAGUC